UUUGUUUAAAUGAUUCGAACAGUACAACCGAUCGCUUAUACUUGCUGGUACACUCGACCCUCUAAUAUCAUAAGUGGACUCUCUGAUCUCUUUGUCGCAGUAAUUGUAUCGGUAAACGGCUUUGAUCGGUGAAUCGUCGACUAACGUCGCAGGUGGUAUUCAGUGAUCCAGAAUCCCAAGAGAUCGCAAUUCGCAGUAUGUAGUCAGUUAAACCUCGAGUAUCAAGCAGACUACCGACGAACCAACUAGCAAUUCCUUUCCUCCUCGGAUUGAUCGUCAGCUCUGGGUUGCAGUUGGGGCUAAGUGGGAUCGCAAUCAUUUUAAAGAUCAGUACGCAGGCGCGGCAUUCUCGCGCGUGUUGCUUGCUCUCCGAAGCAAAACUCCAGAAUUAGAAUAGACGAGAAAGCCAAGUAAUGUAAAAAGCGAAAAUAAAAUAAAAAAUUUAAUACAUCCGAGUUCAAAAAGUAGGAUUCGACAGUGCAGUUGUUGUUCCGUGAUUGUUCAGUGCAAGGAUUUUCCAAUUGGAUUAUUAUAUUUACCGAUCUGCAAACUGACGGUGCUAUAAGGACAGUCAACAAGUAUGGUGUGACCACGUGAAACUACCAAUCACAGAUGCGGUCGAGAUGGAUUCGCACGUUGGCCUGGAUUACAUCGUCGAAAACCCGGAUUACUGCAGUAAACUUGCUUCGGCUUUAAACACAGCAAAUACUUCGGUAAAGAAACAAGUGGUAGAAUUGCUAUCAGCUCUUUGCGUAUACAGCCAAGAUGGAAGACAAAGAACGAUCGAUACUCUCCACACUUACCAGGAAUUGAAAAGGGAACGUUAUCGGUUCCGCGUCGUUGUGGAUGAGCUUCAAAACGCCACAGGCGGCGAUUACCGGACUGCAUUACUCGCCUUUAUCAAUUGUUUGAUUAUCUCGACUCCGAUCUUGAAAGAUCGCGUACGAAUACGAAAUGAGUUCAUCGGUCUCAAGCUUGUGCCGAUACUCAACGAACUCCGAAAAGAAUCCAGCCGCGUACCGGAUUUGCAAGUUCAACUUGACGUUUUCGACGAACAACGAGAAAGCGACGAAGAACAAUCUCUCCAGGGGCCAUCGGGAAUCGAUUUAUCUUCACAUUUAGAUAUCUUCUACGCUAUACUCAAACAGAUCGCAGACACUCCACAGGAGAUACCAUUUUUGAGUAUCUUGCAACAUUUGCUACGUCUAGAUCCCAAGGAACCCGCUAGCGACUUGGCUUGGGAUACCGCGGAAACUUUGGUCCAUAGAGCAACCCUUCUGGAAAACAGAGAAGACGCUACAAAGCUUCUUAGAUCACCGAGUCUGCAGACGAAUCUAUGCUGUUGGGGUCGCGGUGGCGAUCAGAUAUGCACCGGAUCACGAAAAACUUCCGGUCCUCCUUUACCGCCUUUGCCACCUCCGCCUCCACCGCCGCCAAUUCCCGGUGCAUUUAACGUCGCAAUGGAUGUCGUACCGCCCCCGCCUAUGCCACCCCUCUUACUUUCGGACAAUAACGUCAGCCGGAAUAUCGGCUCGCAGAGACCACCCCCGAUUCCGCCCCCGCUACAGGUUCCUCAUGUGCAAAGAUCAGCGACACCGGAACCGCAGAAUUAUGUUACGAAACUUUUACCACAGCAAGAAAUUCCCACACCUAAAACUAAAAUGAAAACAAUCAACUGGAACAAAAUUCCGAACGAUAAAGUUAUUGGAAAACGUAAUAUCUGGUCACUGGUUGCUAAUAAUCAUCAAAAUACUCCGAUGACCGAUCUUGAUUGGGCGGAAAUGGAAGGUCUUUUUUGUCAGCAAAUGCCACCGAUGCUUCCACCGGCCGCUCUGUCGACAUCUUACUCUUCAUAUGGGACCGACACGGAAAAAAAGCGAAAGGAACCUUCCGAAAUCACACUUUUGGACGGAAAGAGAAGCUUAAAUGUAAAUAUUUUUCUCAAACAAUUUCGGAGCUCCAACGAGGACAUAAUUCAAUUAAUAAAAGAAGGGGGGCACGACGACAUCGGUGCAGAAAAAUUACGUGGCUUGUUGAAGAUUUUACCCGAAGUAGAUGAACUGGAAAUGCUUAAAUGUUUCGACGGCGAUCGAACGAAGCUUGGCAAUGCGGAGAAGUUUUUUCUCCAGCUCAUCCAGGUGCCGAACUACAAAUUGCGCAUAGAAUGCAUGCUCCUUAAGGAAGAAUUUGCGGCAAAUAUGAGCUACCUUGAACCGAGUAUAAAUUCGAUGAUCCUUGCUGGUGAGGAUCUCAUGACGAAUAAACCGCUCCAGGAAGUUCUGUACAUGGUACUGGUGGCAGGAAAUUUUCUCAACUCCGGUGGAUAUGCCGGUAAUGCUGCUGGUGUGAAAUUAUCAUCGCUUCAAAAGUUGACGGAAAUAAGAGCGAACAAACCGGGAAUGAAUCUCAUUCAUUAUGUGGCAUUGCAAGUGGAAAAAAAGAGGAAGGACUUGUUGUGUUUCACAAACGAAAUGAAAGCUCUGGAAUCGGCUACGAGGACAACCAUCGAACAAUUGAACAACGAGUUUAAUUCGUUAGACACGAAAAUAAAGAACGUAAAAAAUCAGCUGAAUAUCCCGAGUACCGAUCGUGAUAUUCAGGAACAAAUGGCUCCGUUUCUCCAGAUCGCUGAACGGGAAAUGACAGCGUUGAAGAGAGACAUGGAGGAACUCGAAGAAGUGCGUCGUUCUCUCGCUGAGUUUUUCUGCGAGGAUACGAAUUCAUUUAAACUUGAAGAAUGUUUCCGAGUCUUCCAGCAAUUUUGUCAAAGGUUCAAGCAGGCGAUUGCCGAAAAUGAAAGACGGCGUACGCAAGAGGAACAGGCAAUGGCCAGGCGAAGACAGAGGGAACAACAAUUGACUGCGAAGAAACGUUUAUUGAGUAACCAGGCCGAGACUCCAGGUUCGGAAUCAGAGACGAACAUAAUUGAUUCUCUACUUUACGAUAUCCACGCUGGAUUCCCAUUAAAGCAGAUUAAUCGGGGCGAUAUUAAGAUGAGAAGACUGCAAAAUGGAGGGGUCACUUCAGAAGAGGAUGUUUCGCUCUCUGGUGCUCAAGGUAUCCGUUGCCGCGUUGGUUCUUGCUCAGGGGGACCCGAUCAACAUAUGAGCAAAGAGGAUACUUACUCUCCUGAUAUCACGCCCAAUGGAAGUUUACGACGUCGCAGAAGUCGAGUACCAUCGGAAGAAGACGAUGGUAACUUGAUGGACUUUUUAAGGACGUCCGGAAACGAUAACGUCAGAGAUCGAAAGUCUUGGGGAAGUCUCGACCGAUCGUGGGCCCGCAGAGCCCGAGGGCAACCGAGACGCGGAGAUCUCUUGAAUGCAGAUUUCUCUGGUGAUCGAGAACGACCGAAUUCGCCAUCACCUCUCGUAGAAAACAAGCCAUUUUUACAGGAAGAAGAAACGAAACCGACCGGGAAAGCAUGGCGACAGAAGAUCGAGGCAUGGUUAUCGGAAAAUGAAAAAGAAGAACGCGCUGGCGAAGAGCUUCAACGUCGGGCACGUCAAUUGCAGGCGAACCGUCGGUCUUUCGAAGAUUCUGGUAGCGAAGGCAAAAGCUCAACGAUGAAUGUAUUAUUCGAAGACAAACCAGCGCAGCAAGAAUAUUCAAGAGUUUAUUCGGACUGGCGUCCUACCGUAGAAGAAACCGACGUCAUGCGUACCAUGGAGGCCAUUGAAGAAGUUCAACCGCAAUCACCUCAAAAAGAUAAAUCUUUGUGGCGAAAGUCUACUUUGAACGUAUCGAACAGCUCGGAAGAAGUUGAUCCUCGAUAUCUGAAGAGGCUAAAUUUGAGGGCGAGUAUGGAAAACGUCCUUGCGCCAAGCACUUUACAAGCGAUCCGAGAAGAAGAGCGUAAGAAGAACAUAAUAUCGAGUGUACAGGGUCCAGACGACUUGACGAUAUACAUCCGUCAACCCUAUUCUACGAAUUCCAAGAUACCGCAGGAAAUGGACACCUUCGAAGAGUCUGCGAGUCCGCAGAACAGGAAAUGUUCGAUGAAACCUGCAGUUAAGAGUACAUCCACGGACGAACCGAUAAGUGAUAAAAUUGAGAUCGAUUCCGACAACAUUGAAACACCACCUGCAACGAGACGAGUAUUCAGCCCGCCCCGCGAAGUGAAACCAGUGGAGAAAGAGCCCUGCCGAAGAGAACGUUGCAGCAGUUCUUUGCAAGCCCGCGAAUCCAAAGUUCCGCAGUUGAAGGUAUCAAACCCACCGACAGACCAGGGAACCGGACAUUUCGAUCGUUAUUCCGCAGCGCGACGAACUCGUAGGUAUAAAAAAAGCCAGGACGCCAUAAUCCACAAAGAAAAUAAACACGAAAUCGAGUCACCCGCGAUCGAAGUUACGCAGGAAAAACCCCAGAGACCGAGAUCCCUGCUUUUGACGUCCGAAGACCAGAAAACCGACGAUUCAGAUUCACUUCUACGCAUAUGGCAGAACAGAUUGAAGCAACGAAGUUCCAUUAAAAAAGACGACAUUAAUACAGCUCUCAAGGAAAUUGAGAAAUCUGGAGAAGAUCUGCAACAUCUGGCCCUAACUACGAAUACCAAUUCGCAAUCUCAGAGGAAUGGUAAUAUCCGAGGUAGUCCGGUUGUACAACCGGCGCCCAUUAUUCCUGUUACCAACACCGUACUGAGCCCGGUUAUGCAGGAAACUCGACCCAGGGAACCAACGGUGAUAGUUGUUGAUCAGGCAAGGGCUAUUCCAAACCGUGAAAGAAAUCGAAGUAUGAUUGACCCUAGCCAAGUGAAGGAAGCGCUUCGCAUAAGCGCUGAGGCGUGUAUGGCGACUAAUGAAGAUAAUAAUAGAAUAGAAAUAAACACACCAAAGCAAACGUCGAUGUUUAAAACUAAGUUUAUACCGGAUAUUAGCGUCACUUCCAAUACUAUGACGAAGGUCAAAGCGGAGCAGGAAUUCAAUGACGAAGGUUUCGAGGAAACGCAGAGUCUUGUCUCCGAGACGUUGAGUCAGGGUACGUCGUCGGGUGGAAAUUAUGAAACCGACGCUCACGACUCAGCCAAUAAUUCAUCCGCUAAAAUAAUGCAGUGCGAUAAUAACGAUGAAACGGAUAACAGGAACGGCGGAUCGAAGGGGAAGACUCUGAAACCAACUUCGAAGCUGCAAUCUUAUGUACAAAGGACUUCAUCUUUAAGACCGGUUAGAGGCGAGAAGACGCGGUAUCCGCCCAAGAGAACGGGCAGUCUCGAAAGAGCUGAAACACCGAAAAUAAAGAACUCUAGAAACGAAGUGGAACGAUCAAGUUCCAGAAGUAGUUUGCGUAGUUCGCGAAGUUCAUUGAAUAGUUCUACCUCAGUUAACACUGUAAGAAACAUGGCCCCCGGUCAUCAUCAAUUGGGAGGAUACACAUCCGCGAUUCGCGCACUUACGACCAAUCUACGUAAAAGCCCGGCUAUAUCGUCGUCAGUACCACCUGUUCACAACGCUGGAAGAAAACAUACGAAUCAAAGAAGUGGAACCAGCAGAAUUCCGGCUAGUCGAAGCAGCAGUAGCGGCAGUAGUAUUGGCCCCGCGAUUAGAAAUGUACAGAAACCCAAUUUGGUAAACAACGUUUCGGAUUCGAAGUCGGGCAAUUUCAGGAAUCGGCCUGUCGUAACAUCUCGAAGUAGCAGUAGCAGCAGCAGUAUCGAUCCCCAUUCCCAGCAGCAGAUUCUUCAGCAGAAUCGCUCGACUCCCGAAAGAUUGGCGGGAGCUAGUCGUAGUAGAUUGUUGCAACCACGAGCCAGUAGCAUUGUUCACAGCCAUAGUUUCAUGCGACCGACCGCAGCCAGUGUUAAUAAAGGUUCUAUUUCAAACCUACCCAAAAGCAUAAGAAACUUGGCAAAGUAGAUCGAGUUGCGUGUUACCCCGUAACUGUGAAAAAUGUACAUUUAUACAAUUAUCAUUUUACGUAAAUAAUAGUUACGCAAAACGUAUUCAGACUUUUACUUCUGAAUAAUUUUUUUUUUUUUUUUGUUGUUUUUAGUUUAUAAUUGUACGUUGAUUAUUUUAUCCGCCUGAAUGAAAUUGUGACAGGAAUAUAUAAUCUAUAUUUAGUUAUAAAACAUUAUAUCAGACGGUUAAAACAAACAUAUAUAUAUAUAUAUUAUAUAAAUCGAGUCAAGCAUGCAGUAAGAGCAUGAUAGCGGAUCUUGAAAUAUUUAAGUAGAAUAAAUCAAUUAUCAUUCGAAACAAUACCUUAUAAUUCUGUAAUGAACUUUGUAAUUAACACUGCGUAACUCAUGUAUGCUAUAUAAUCGCGGACUAUGAGAUGAAAUGGUUGUAUGAGUAUCCACGUAUUAUAGGUAAUUAAUAAUGGUCGCCUAUUAUAUGCUCAGUAUGAUUGUACCUGCCCGUGUAUAAAGACGAUUCAUUAAUCUGCACGUACGUACAUCAAUAGAUUUUUCAUACCAAUACAUGAA
Molecule: messenger RNA, 6424 nt
Organism: Athalia rosae (coleseed sawfly)
Lineage: Eukaryota; Metazoa; Arthropoda; Insecta; Hymenoptera; Athaliidae
Gene: form3
Exons: 27
Coding region: 624-5852 (1742 amino acids)
Biological process (GO): cellular component organization
Molecular function (GO): actin binding
Source: RefSeq, a predicted model, not a curated record